AUGUCUGGGAUUCUUCCUGCCAGUUCGGACAACUCGGGAAGCUCCGGCGGCGGGGGACUCCAGCAGCCACCGCCCAGCCGGUACGAGUCGCAGAAGCGCCGGGACUGGAACACUUUCGGGCAGUAUCUGAAGAAUCACAGACCCCCGCUGGCGCUCUCCCGGUGCAGCGGUGCCCAUGUACUGGAAUUCCUCCGCUAUCUCGAUCAGUUCGGGAAGACGAAGGUGCACUCUCCAACAUGCCCCUUUUUCGGACACCCUCACCCGCCGGCUCCCUGCCCCUGCCCUCUACGACAGGCCUGGGGCAGCCUCGAUGCCCUCAUCGGCCGCCUCCGUGCUGCCUUUGAAGAAAACGGGGGCGCCCCAGAAGCCAACCCCUUCGCUGCCCGCGCUGUCCGACUCUAUCUCAGGGAGGUACGCGACACCCAGGCCAAGGCUAGGGGGAUCGCAUACGAGAAGAAGAAGCGCAAGCGCCCACCUCAACCACCGCCGCCGCCUUCUUCCUCCCAAGGCUGCGGGAUUGCGCAGACGUCUGUCACCGCCGUGAACGGAAUCCCCGGUUUGCAGGUGGCCGAUCUCAAUUCCGCGGAGGGAGUUCUAAUGAUGCCUCACCACCACCACCACUACCGCCAUCCUUCGCACCACGGGCAUCUCGUCAUCGCCCACGACGGCUCUAGCGGAGGCGGCGGCGGCGGCGGCGGACUGGUGUUGGCCGUGUCGGACUCCCAUAAUGGAUCGCUCAUACCCCUCUCGGUAUUUAACUAG
Spirodela intermedia is the source of this 762-nucleotide messenger RNA. NCBI's taxonomy places the organism in Eukaryota, Viridiplantae, Streptophyta, Magnoliopsida, Alismatales, Araceae. The record is from the annotation of a GenBank genome assembly.